Messenger RNA from Ciona intestinalis (vase tunicate), 1463 nucleotides. RefSeq names its product serine/threonine-protein phosphatase PGAM5, mitochondrial. Gene Ontology annotation, cellular component: mitochondrion. Gene Ontology annotation, molecular function: protein serine/threonine phosphatase activity. The record is from RefSeq and is a predicted model, not a curated record. Lineage: Eukaryota; Metazoa; Chordata; Ascidiacea; Phlebobranchia; Cionidae. Gene Ontology annotation, biological process: peptidyl-threonine dephosphorylation; positive regulation of mitochondrial fission.
GCAUUGCAGGCUGUGCUGUGUAUGGUGUUAGUCAAAAUAAACAACAGAAGUUUACAUUUCCUCGCAUACAAACGCUUGUCAAUGCUGCUACAAUAUCAACUGCCCAGCAUUUAAAAUGGGAUAGCAACUGGGACAAGAGAGAACCUAUAAAACUCAUUCCUCCAUCUAAAUUGAAUGAAGUUGAAGUGAAUUCGGAAGAAUAUAUGGAGCUGUUGAAAGAGUAUACACCAACUGCUACAAGGAGGUUGAUAUUCAUAAGGCAUGGUCAAUAUCACACAGAAUACAAGGAUGAUGAAUAUAGGAAGUUGACAACAUUGGGCCAAGAGCAAGCAGUUUACACAGGGAUUCGACUCCGUGAAAUUGGAAUUGAUUUUGAUCGUUUUGUCGAGUCAUCGAUGACACGAGCAAUCGAAACAAGUGAGUUGAUCCGGAUGCAAUUGAACCAAGAAGAUGUUGAAAGAACAGAUUUACUCCGGGAGGGAAGUCCAAUUUCUCCGGAGCCACCAUUCCGCUACUGGAGGUCAGAAGUGAGCGUGCACACAGAUCAACCACGUAUUGAGGCAGGAUUUAGGAAAUAUGUUCACAGAGCUGACAUAUCGCAGAAGAAUGAUUCUCAUGAGGUUGUAGUCUGCCAUGCAAAUGUUAUCCGGUACAUUGUAUGUAGAGCACUUCAGCUACCACCAGAGGCAUGGCUGCGAAUGUCGUUGAAACAUGGAAGCAUGACCUGUUUAACCGUAUUUCCUGAUGGUCAUGUGACCCUGCAAUGCUUGGGGGAAGCUGGGUAUAUUCCUCAAGAUAAACUCUCAAUUGAGUAAUGUUGGAAACACAAUAAACAAUAUUUGACCAUGUAUGAUAUAUGCAGAAAUGCAGUGAAUUACAACCAUCUCUUAAUGCUCUAUUCGUCUGCUGCAAUUAUAACCUGAUUUAGUAUUUUUUUUUUAAAUUUGCACUUUUUUCCCUAACUUGAGGCUGAAGUUCUAAAAGUGAAACUUUAAAGUGAUAUUUAUCUACAUGCUGAUACAUUAUCAUGCCAUAAAAACAAUUAGAAAUUUGCAGUAUGUAUCCUUAUUGUUUAUUUCUGUUUUCGUAUAGCCACACCAACAGUAUUUCACCCCAAAUUUUAAUUUUUAACCGGUUCAUAUUUUAUGCUUGCCAUUUUACUCAUGAGCAGCAUAAAACUUCAUUAGUAUUGUUUCAUAUUAGGUUUUAUGCCAGUUUAAACCUAUAAGUGCAAUUACUACCGAAACGAAAUUUACAUUUGCUUUUAUAUUGCUAUGUAUACUUUAUAUAAGCAAGGCCAGAUUUUGUGUAUUUAUUGUGAAAAUGCCGAAAACCCCUAAAGUGACAUAAUAUUUCUGUAACUAAUCUUGAAAAAAAAUGUUUUAAAUACAAAUUGCAUUUGCACUAUGUGUUUAACCUAGCACAUACGUUUCCUCAAAAAACAUUUUUUUCCAUAAUUUAAG